AUGAAGGUCCAAAAAUUAUUCGUGGCGGCAACUUAUGUCUGUCAAGUACAACGGGCGAUGAAAGCCGUUCAGCCAGGAGUUUUGAAACACCUGAACGUGCAUUUCUUCGUUACACAUAUGAGAGUACCUAAACUUGACGUGUCAAUUGACGAAUUGUUCAAGUUGCAGCAGUGGAAGCAACUAGAGGAAUUUGUGAUGGAUCAGGGAUCCAUUGAAUCCAGUUGUUUUCCUUUCUUGGCUCAUCUCAAGAUAUCAGAGGUCAGUGGCGAUCCCGCAGCAGUUGAUCUUGUUCGUCUCCGUGAUGCCCUGUUGACAUCGGAAACCUUUCAAAUUCUGAAAAUAGAUGCACAUUACAUUGGUUUAUAUGAAAAUUACUGUGCUUUUAAUGUACUAGGUGGAAAAAAUCUUGUUUCUGAUUCUGAGACUAAAGAGUUCAUAAAUCAAAUACCGAACGGUGGAGAAAUAUUGGUUAAGUGUAGUAAAAAAUGUGUGAUUUUUAUCGGAAAUGUUAGAAAUACAAAUUAA
Messenger RNA from Caenorhabditis remanei, 525 nucleotides. RefSeq lists its product as uncharacterized. The record is from RefSeq and is a predicted model, not a curated record. The transcript is spliced from 2 exons. Lineage: Eukaryota; Metazoa; Nematoda; Chromadorea; Rhabditida; Rhabditidae. The coding region runs from base 1 to 525 and encodes 174 amino acids.